CAGGAGUAGAGAUAGCAGUACUUGUGUUACAGUCUAUCGUAUGUUGUGUAAACGUCUGUUCAAACACACCUCACAUCGAUGACAACAAUGGCAGUUGCUUUGUGGAGGAGUGUGUUUAGUGUAGGUAUCAUAUGGUUCUAUUUGGCGGCCCAAGUAAUCGUUAUUGAGGCGGAAACAGAGACCUUGAAAGCGAAACCAUUCUCCUUCGCAAGUUACUAUGGAGACCACAUGGUUCUUCAACAAGCGCCUAAGAAAGCUGCAAUCUGGGGCUAUGCUUCAAAAGAAGGGGAGACAAUUACAUUGAACAUUAGUGGUAAGGGACAGGUGCAUACAACAUCCUUUAAUGGACCUAUGGCAGCAACCCCUGUGUGGUCAGUUCAACUUCCUGCCAUCGAUGCCGGUGGGCCUUACAACAUCACAGCGACAUCUAGCGAGGGCAGCAUUGGCUUAACUGAUGUGUUGUUUGGGGACGUCUGGAUAUGUUCGGGUCAGAGCAACAUGCAGUUUACACUCAAUAUGGGCUUUAACAGUUCGGAAGAGGUCGCAGAUGCUGUCAAUCAUCCCAACAUCCGGGUGUUUACUGUGGCUUGGGGAGGGUCGUCGGUGGAACAAUAUGAUCUUUUGAAUGUCAAUGAAACCUGGUCUGUACCUAAUAAUGAAUCCGUCAAUGGACCGGCUUGGUCGUACUUUUCGGAAGUCUGCUGGUUAUACGGGAAGUACCUGUCGUCGCAUCUCAAAUACCCCAUCGGCCUCAUUGCGACGUCAUACGGAGGAACCCGAGUGGAGGCGUGGUCAGGUCCCGAUGUUUUCAAGCAAUGUGGCGUAUCAGCGAUAAAUAAGAACGGGGAUGUCAACCCGAAUUCACCCUCAGUUCUGUGGAACGCAAUGGCCAGACCAUUCGUGAAUAUGACCAUAUAUGGAGCCAUUUGGUAUCAGGGUGAAGCCAAUGCUGGAUCUCCAACAAUGGACAUGUACAGCUGUAUGUUCCCAGCCAUGAUAGAUGACUGGAGAGACAAGUUCCACCAAGGAUCAGGAGGACAAACAGACCCAGCUUUUCCUUUUGGAUUUGUACAGCUGGCACCAUGGAGAGACAACGAUACCCUAACUACCGGCUUCACAGACAUUCGUUGGCAUCAGACAGCUGACUAUGGCUACGUCCCAAACGCCAGGAUGAAGAACACCUUCAUGGCGGUGGCCAUGGACCUGCCGGACUUCUCGUCUCCGUAUACAGGUAUUCAUCCCCGGGACAAGCAAGAUGUGUCUAUGCGUCUGUGUACAGCUGGACUUGCUGUGGCCUACAACCAAACUCGGUACUCCAAAUUCAACGGUCCUUUACCUUCUUGGUUUACAAUCUGGAUGGCCGACGGCAUUCUACAGAUAGACUACGACAACAAAACAACAGUUCUGGAAAUUAGAUCAACAAGCGGUUUUGAGAUUACGUGCACAAACGUAUCAAGACGUACAUCUGGAGCCUCGGAUGAUACCAGCUGGUUCCCCCUUCCGAUCACGUCGCAUAACGCUACCUCAGUAACUCUUAACUACACCCAGAUCUGUCCGUGGUCAAAAGCAAAGACUUUGUCUGUAAUACGAUACGCAUGGCGUGAAUCUCCGUGUCCCUUUAAACAGUGUGCAGUCUACAACAAGGAAAGUGGCUAUCCCGCCCCACCCUUUAUCAAAGGUAUAUAUAGGCCAGAUAUGUAUAAUGUCAAACUUGUGAAAUAAAAUGUGGCAGCUUC
Messenger RNA from Haliotis rufescens (red abalone), 1736 nucleotides. Its product is annotated as sialate O-acetylesterase-like. The record is from RefSeq and is a predicted model, not a curated record. Bases 79 to 1722 code for a protein of 547 amino acids. Gene Ontology annotation, molecular function: sialate O-acetylesterase activity. Gene Ontology annotation, biological process: carbohydrate metabolic process. NCBI's taxonomy places the organism in Eukaryota, Metazoa, Mollusca, Gastropoda, Lepetellida, Haliotidae. The transcript is spliced from 8 exons.